Molecule: messenger RNA, 1718 nt
Organism: Anastrepha obliqua
Lineage: Eukaryota; Metazoa; Arthropoda; Insecta; Diptera; Tephritidae
Gene: geko
Exons: 3
Coding region: 699-1250 (183 amino acids)
Source: RefSeq, a predicted model, not a curated record
GUAUUUCAGAAAACGCAAAUACAAAAAUUUUUCAAAACUCAGUUAGUAAAUCAAUUUCACUAAAUGGCCAAAAACGAAACCCAACUUUGCUAAAUUAACAAAAAAAAAAAAUAAAAAUAUAUAACUCGAAAAAUUUUUCUGUCGAACGUGGCUUGAUCUCGAUAAACAAAAAUUUAAAAUUAAAACAUAAUAAAUAUAAUAUAACUUUCCUUUUUAGCGCGCAACGUGCUUACUAAGUGAAAAUAAAAAUUGAAAAAUUAAAAUAGCAAAGAAAUGUACUAGCAUUUCCAUAUUUCUACUGCAUAUUGCAUUGGCUGUCGCUAAAAAUCUAUCUUAGUGGUUCAUCGAAUUCAUUAACCUACACAUGAGUGAUCGCGCGGCUGCAUACUGACGAUCCAUUCAGGCGGUGCGAAGUUGUUAAAAAUACACCAUUAACCCAGAAUUGCCAAAGCAAAAGUUUUCGAGGAGAAAUUAAGAAUUAUACGAUAUAUAUGUAUGUUUGCUAGUUUGUACUGCUUUCAACUUUAAUUUGCAAACAAUUCAUUGGCAGUGUGGUGUGAAAUAAAUCUUAAUUACUGGUAUAAUAAAUUGUUUGUGCACUGACUUGGUUGCACAUUUGCCGUCUGGUGCCACUGCUCGUCCGUCACCUUUCUACCUCCUCGAUAUCCCCUCUCUCUCUCUCUUCCACCGCAACAAAAAUGGAUGUCGCUUGGCGUUUGCGUAUCAUGAUCUUCACAGCGCUGGCCUUGAUGUUGUUCGGCGAUUUUUACGGUUAUGGUAGUGUCAGAGGCGUUAAAUCGGAUACAAAUCAAGCGGCUGCGGCGGCGGCCGCCACCACUGGUCCGGGCAAAUUCCAACAAAGCGAUGCGGAUAUUGAAAUUGGCGAAGAUACGGAAAUCAAUGAGUUCUCUGCCGUUGCCCUUCAACGAAAGCAGAAUACGCUUAAAUCACAGUUAACAGAUGCCAUCAAGGAGUCUUGUCUGCCAAAAAUGUUGUGUGAAAUGGCUGCCAAGCAAGAUUAUAUGCUGACUGAAAAGGAGAAGGAUCUGCUGUACUUAAUAAGAUCCUCAACUAUGUCGUUGGCAAUGAACACAGCGCCGAGUAAAUGGCAUUUUGCUGCCCAUAUGGGUGAACUACUCCGUUACACAGGCGAUGAUCAGAGCGGCCCCAUGGGUUGUGCUAAUCUAUGGCCGAAUUGUCCAAUAAGUUCGAAGAAACUGAUGAAGCUAUCGCAUAAGGUGAAACUGUAGGAGUGUGCCUGCAAAAGCACGUGAACACUAAAGGAUGUGUGAGAAAUGGAAAAAGUCUAUGCAGAGUUAAACGAAAGGCUCAAGCGAAAACUCAAGGCAAAGGUGUGCAAAAAAAUGUGUAAGCAAUCAACCACUGAGUGUCAAAGUCAAAUGAAUGGAGAGCAAUUGUUGCGUACGCCUAACUUUAGUUAAUAUUUAUGUAGUGUUACAUAUAAGAAGUAAGAAAAGCUGUCAGACUAUACUCGUACGCUGUUGUAUGUGUAAAGUCAUCAAUACGCCCUUGAGGCGAACCAUUUUCAUGUGCUUAUUUAAGUGAGACUUUUAAGAAAUUUAAAAUAGUUGCUAAGGUAUAUGAAUGUUUAUGAAUUAAAAUUAAGUAAUUCUUAGUCUUUAUGUUUCUUGCGCUGCGUGAUCAAGGUGGCGCAAAAUUAAUCAUCCAAUUUUGGUUUUAAAUAAUUUUUUUACUAU